Messenger RNA from Haliotis rufescens (red abalone), 2531 nucleotides. RefSeq names its product feeding circuit activating peptides-like. The record is from RefSeq and is a predicted model, not a curated record. The transcript is spliced from 2 exons. NCBI's taxonomy places the organism in Eukaryota, Metazoa, Mollusca, Gastropoda, Lepetellida, Haliotidae. Bases 139 to 2019 code for a protein of 626 amino acids.
GGACUUUGUUUUGUCUCUCCGAUAAGCCAGUCGGUUCAUUUGUAACGAGGGUGUAACGCAUUAACAUAUAUCAUUGCCAAGACUACAUAAAUACUGAGGCUGCAAGACUAACGGAGACGAUCUCUCAGACCAGUCAUCAUGGAGUGGGAACGAUAUUUUCGGGUCUCUUCUCUUUUGCUGCUUUCUUGGGCCAUUGUCUCCUGUGCUCCUGUUGAAAAGAGUUCCGGCAAGGAUUUGAAGAAAAGGGAAGUUAAUGGACACAACAUGGAACACGCCAUGCGGCUGAAAAUGACCAAACGAAGCACAAGUAGGAUGGCAUAUGACGACAGUGAACUUGUUGAUGACUUGACAGAAAUGGGGAAGCGAUACCUUGACUCUCUAGGCGGAGCUCAAAUCCAUGGCUACAAGCGUUUUUUUGAUCCACUUGCUGACGUAGAUGUGCAAACAAAACGUUACCUUGACCCAAUUGGUGGAUUUGAGGUGCAUGGAUAUAAGAAGCGAUCAGCUAGCACAGCCGGGAGGUCAGCCCACAGCCGCACAAAAAGAGCCCUGCAUACCCAUGGAGACUCCAAAAUCCAUGACGGAUUAACGAGACACACGAAUAAGGUGGAUGCUGAUAAAACCCACGACGGGUUCAAGCGAGGUUUUGACACACUUGGUGGUGCCCAAAUCCAUGAUGGUUUCAAGCGAGGUUUUGACACACUUGGUGGUGCCCAAAUCCAUGAUGGAUUCAAGCGAGGUUUUGACACACUUGGUGGUGCCCAAAUCCAUGAUGGAUUCAAGCGAGGUUUUGACACGCUCGGUGGUGCCCAAAUCCAUGAUGGAUUCAAGCGAGGUUUUGACACACUUGGUGGUGCCCAAAUCCAUGAUGGAUUCAAGCGAGGUUUUGAUACACUUGGUGGUGCCCAAAUCCAUGAUGGGUUCAAGAGAGGCUUUGAUACUCUCGGUGGUGCCCAAAUUCACGAUGGGUUCAAGCGAGGUUUUGACACACUUGGUGGUGCCCAAAUCCACGAUGGGUUCAAGCGAGGCUUUGAUACACUGGGUGGUGCCCAAAUCCAUGAUGGGUUCAAGCGAGGUUUUGACACACUUGGUGGUGCCCAAAUCCAUGAUGGGUUCAAGAGAGGCUUUGAUACUCUGGGUGGUGCCCAAAUCCACGAUGGGUUCAAGCGAGGUUUUGACACACUUGGUGGUGCCCAAAUCCACGAUGGGUUCAAGAGAGGCUUUGAUACUUUGGGUGGUGCCCAAAUCCACGAUGGAUUCAAAAGAGGUUUCGACACCCUUGGAGGUGCCCAAAUCCACGAUGGCUUCAAGCGAGGUUUUGACACGCUCGGUGGUGCCCAAAUCCAUGAUGGAUUCAAGCGAGGUUUUGACACACUUGGUGGUGCCCAAAUCCACGAUGGGUUCAAGCGAGGUUUUGACACACUUGGUGGUGCCCAAAUCCAUGAUGGGUUCAAGAGAGGCUUUGAUACUCUCGGUGGUGCCCAAAUCCAUGAUGGAUUCAAAAGAGGUUUCGACACCCUUGGAGGUGCCCAAAUCCACGACGGGUUCAAGCGUGGCUUCGACACACUUGGUGGUGCCCAAAUCCACGACGGGUUCAAGCGAAGCUUCGACACACUUGGUGGUGCCCAAAUCCAUGAUGGAUUCAAGAGAGGUUUCGACACACUUGGAGGUGCCCAAAUCCACGACGGGUUCAAGCGAGGCUUCGACACACUUGGGGGUUCCCAAAUCCAUGAUGGAUUCAAAAGAGGUUUCGACACACUUGGAGGUGCCCAAAUCCACGACGGGUUCAAGCGAGGCUUCGACACACUUGGUGGUGCCCAAAUCCAUGAUGGGUUCAAGCGCGGGUUCGAUACAUUAGGUGGGGGGCAUAUUCACGAUGGAUUCAAGAGAGGUUUCGAUACUCUUGGUGGCUUCAAUGUGCACAGUUUUAAAAGAGGACUAGACACUUUGGGAGGCUUCAAUGUGCAUGGGUUCAAGAGAAGUGCUGACAAGAAAGAAAAAAAUGAAAACGAGGAAUGAACAAUACUGUUGCAAUAAAUUGCGUAAUGCCCUAUAUUGGAAACAACUGUGACGAUUGAAAAGCCUAAACAAACACAUGCAAAAAGCCUAUCAUCACAUUAUAGCAUGCAAUACGAAGUUCGGUCUCUUCGCCUCAUAGAACAAGGAAGUCUAUGCAAGAGGCAUCUUCUGACAGUGGAGGUGAUCACAGGAGUGUUUUCUGAAAUACAGUGUACAGUGACUGUGAUACUUGUUUUUGUUUAAAAAUAAUAUAAUAUAUAUUUUCCUCGCAAUGAAACAUGCAUUUGUAAAUUUCAUAGAAUAGUCCGACACAUACAUGUAUAUGGGACUAGAAUCCGGUUAACCCAUUCACGAACAGCAGUUUCAAAUGACUGUAGGCGUCAUUAUGUGUUCAUCACUUUCACACGAACCAUAAACGUUAACUGAUAUUUAUUAAUAAUGUGAAAAUGCAGUAUGUCGAUGUUUUGUUACCUCUUAUGCGUGACGGCAGAAUAAAAUGCGAAUUUCUGGAA